AAGCCUGACUGUCUUCUCGUCACUUGCUCUGUAGCUCCAGCUUCACCAGAUCUUGGAAUGGACCCCAACUGCUCCUGCUCCACCGGCAGCCCCUGCACCUGCUCCAGUUCCUGCGGCUGCAAAAACUGCAAGUACGCCUCCUGCAUGAAGAGCUGCUGCUCUUGCAGCCCCGUGGGCUGCUCCAAGUGUGCCCAGAGCUGUGUCUGCAAAGGGGCAUCGGACAAGUGCACAUGCUGUCCUGAUGUAGUUGACAUGUUGGGUAACAUGAAAGAGCAGUGA
This is a messenger RNA of Peromyscus eremicus (cactus mouse), 279 nucleotides long. Its product is annotated as metallothionein-1-like. Lineage: Eukaryota; Metazoa; Chordata; Mammalia; Rodentia; Cricetidae. The record is from RefSeq and is a predicted model, not a curated record. The transcript has 2 exons. Gene Ontology annotation, molecular function: metal ion binding. Bases 58 to 279 code for a protein of 73 amino acids.